Molecule: messenger RNA, 10799 nt
Organism: Mobula hypostoma (lesser devil ray)
Lineage: Eukaryota; Metazoa; Chordata; Chondrichthyes; Myliobatiformes; Myliobatidae
Product: partitioning defective 6 homolog beta-like
Exons: 3
Coding region: 230-1363 (377 amino acids)
Biological process (GO): regulation of cellular localization; establishment or maintenance of cell polarity; centrosome cycle
Cellular component (GO): nucleus; cell cortex; apical plasma membrane
Molecular function (GO): protein binding
Source: RefSeq, a predicted model, not a curated record
UUGGUGCAGGUCGUUGGGAGGUGGUGGAGUCGGAGUUCGACACACACGUAGCCGCCAUUAGUACGGACGGCAGCAGUGAGGGGGCGAGAUCCCAGGAAUUUGGCGCACGUCCGGGGUUCAUCCUGGGUGUUCCCACGCAGACCCCCCCCCCCACUCAGCCUGAGUCGCUGUCCUUCGGAAACGAACGAACACCCGCUGCCGAAACGGCCGGGGAAACGUUGCUGCGAAAAUGAUCAAGACUCACCAUCGUACGUCUUCCAAAUGCCUGGAGACUGUAGAGGUGAAGAGCAAGUUUGGGGCUGAAUUUCGACGAUUUUCUCUGGAUCGAUCAAAACCUGGAAAGUUUGAAGAGUUUUAUGGAUUAUUACAGCAUGUCCACCGAAUUCCAAAUGUUGAUGUUUUGGUUGGAUAUGCUGACAUUCAUGGAGACUUGUUACCAAUAAACAAUGAUGAUAACUAUCUGAAGGCAAUCAAGACAGCAAACCCACUCCUCAGAGUAUUUCUGCAAAGAAAGGAAGAUGCUGACUAUAGUGCCUUUGGUACAGACACUUUAACACGGAAAAAGAAUGUCUUGUCAAAUGUGCUGCGUCCUGAUAUUAACCGAAAGAAACCAGCAAUUGCAAUCAGCUUACCACGUGAUUUUCGUCCAGUGUCUUCUAUCAUUGAUGUGGACAUUCUUCCAGAAACCCAUCGAAGAGUGCGGUUAUACAAGCAUGGGUCUGAUAAACCACUGGGAUUCUAUAUCCGUGAUGGCUCAAGUGUUCGAGUAACACCUCAUGGGCUUGAAAAAGUCCCUGGAAUUUUCAUUUCUAGAUUGGUGCAAGGAGGAUUGGCGGAAAGCACUGGUCUGUUAGCUGUAAACGAUGAAGUUCUUGAGGUGAAUGGGAUUGAGGUGUCAGGAAAAAGUCUUGAUCAGGUGACCGAUAUGAUGAUAGCAAAUAGCCAUAAUCUCAUCAUUACUGUGAAGCCAGCAAAUCAAAGAAAUAAUGUUGUGAGAAUUAGUCGGACUUCUGGUAGUUCAGGUCAGUCCACUGACAGUGGAACUAGUCAUGUUGCUUAUACGUCAUCUCCACAUAUUAUGCAAAAUUUCCAUUCUGAAGAAGUGGACAGUGAUGAAGAAACAGACAUAGUCAUCGAGGGCAGUGGUGAAGCAGAACACAUUCCAUUGGCAACACCCACUAAUGCUAGUAUAGCAUCUUUAACAAAAAGUGACCAUGAUCAUGGUUUAACUUCAAAUGGUUCGGUUGCUGGAGUGAAGGAAAACAUGCAUAUACCAUCAAAUCCCAUGAAAGUGGAUCCUAUUGAGAAAGAAAAUGUGAACAGGCAAAGCAUUGAAGAAGAUGGCACUGUUAUUACACUCUAAGUUUCUUGAUCUGCACUUAGAGGUGCUAGUGUUUUGUUAAUGGUUGCCUCUUGUACAGCUGCUUAGUCAUAAUUGCAAAUUGCUCACUUUUGAGAAACGAGCAACAUGAUCUAUGUAGUUUAUAUCACCAGAAGAAGUACAGACUUAGUGGACAGUGUAGCAAGAUCUUCACUGGCUGGACCCAUUCCAUUUGUAUUUUUAUAUGUAGAGAGAAUUAUUCAAAAACAAACACCACUUUUAGAAAGGAGAAAUAAUACCACUCCAUCCCAAAAAGAUAAAACAAAAGAAUGACCUUGUAUUGCUCCAAGUCAAGGCAAUAUUUUCUCAUUGUUGAAAUAGAUUAAGAAUUAACUGUUGACUGUACAGUUAUUGGAAGUGGUGGUCUAGUUAAUUUUCUUUACAAUUGUAAACUUUGAAAAAAGACAACACGAUCACACCCUCUGCUCGUUUUAUCCCUUUUCUUAAAAGACUUUGCAUGUGUGCAUGUAAUUGGUAAGGUAUCAUUAGGCACUUUUUAUAACUAGCACGUUUGACAAAGUGACUGCACAACAAGAUGGGAUUAAGUAUAAUUAUAAAUUUAGCCCUAUUCUUACAAUUAUAUAGUUGCUACUUAAUUCCUUUUUUUAAAAAAUGCAUGUUGCAGAAUCUAUUGUGCAAAAUUCAUUCUUUCAGGUUUUGUUUUGCUAUUUCUAAUUAGUAAGGAUUAAAUAUACUGCUCAAUAUAAAUUUAAUAAUCAUGCUCAAAAGACAAACUAAAGUAAUAAUAUCAGCAUAGGAGUAAUACAUUAAAAUUCAUAUUAUAGUUCCAUGCAGAUUAUGGAUUAAUAUUAAUUACCAGAAUAUCCCGAGCUAAUUGUUCUCUUCGAACAAUGUGUGGAGGACUGAUGUUAUCAUGAAUUUGGUAAUUUAGAGCCAGUGUACAUAAACAUAGUGAAAUUCUUUUGCCUUGUGCAAACAUCAUAAAGAGGAAAAUCAAACAGACCUAUUGGUAGUCUGAUUAGAUCCAACUCAGGCAUAUGAGGCCAAAUGGACUUCAGAAAAUCCUUGGGUGAUAAAAAUUCUGGGGGGGGGAAAUUGCCUUGUGCCAACAAAGGAAUCAUACGAUCAACAUGUAUUUUGUUUGGGUCCAAAAAUCAAUGUUACCAGUUUUCCUCUUUCUAAUGUUUUGGUAUAUACCAGGCCUCAUCACAUGAAAAACUAAUUAAUUAUUUAUUUUUAUCCCAGCUCCCUGACUUGUUGCUGUACUACUGAGAAUUUUAGCUUUGAACUUCCUUAACUUAUUGAUUCAUGCCUGAAUAUAAAAGGAAAUGUGAUUUGGAAGAAUACAUUCGCAUUUUAUGAGCCAUUUUAGUAGAUAGGUUUGGGGUUAUUCAAAUAUGUUUUCACCUUCCUGAUUCUUUCUCAGAGCUUUAUAACCGAUUUUCUUUUACAUCAAACUAUAGUGAAAUUUUGUACUGUAAUUUACAAACAGGAGUAGUACCUUACUUCUAACUCGGGUAAGUUCACCUUGUUACUUAUCAGAGAAAUCUGGGAGUUGGAGGAGACAGUGUGUAUGCAGAAGGUUUAUUUGCUGACAUUGGUUUCAAUGUUGAUAUUUUAUUGGUUUUACCAUUCUAAUUUGUAUAGAAGUCCAUGCAGUGAUGCUUUCUGUGGAAAUCUCUUGCAAUAUAUCCUUGACUUGUGGGAAUCAAGAAUUGUGUUACCUAGGCAGAUGUCUUUCAUCACAAUCAAUAUAUCUCCUUUAAAAUGAAAAAUUAUCUCUUUUGAAUUGAAUAACAACCUUAAUUCUUAAACCAUUUUUACUUUUUACAAAAGUUUAGCUUUUUAAGGUAAAGUUUUGGCUUAUUUUGAGUUUUUAAGAAGCUUAUCUUGAACUUUAUAAUGUACUUUACAUUUUGGGGUCAAGUUAUAAGCAAGCCUGUAAGAGAAACUGCUCCAUGCUUCCUACAGUGGCACAUUUAGCUGAAUCCAGAAGCCAUACUUGUAGGUGACAAUUGGAUUUGGAAGUACUUGCACUGGUCCUUCCAACAUAUAAGAGAACAAAAUGUAUUUUUAACAGAAUGAACAUUUUGAUCAUACAAAAUCAAAACCCCAAGGCUGUUGUAGAUUCCUCGGUCAGGUGACAUCAGUAGAGAGAUGUUUGAACUUUUAUCAGAACAGAUUUAACAUUUGAGCAUCCUCGACUUUUUUUGGAAAUAAUCUAACUUUCCUAAUAUUUUAAAUGUAAGCACACUGAACAAAUAUUCUAAUCAAUGUAUACUGUGCAUUUAUGCUUUCAUUUGAAUGUAUAGGAUUGUUUUUUUUUAACAAGACUUUAGUGUUUUGAAUUCAUAGUUUCCAAAGUUAUUUUUGUGGCCUUUACUUCAUUAGUGAAGAACAAUUAUUUUGAGCAAUCAGUUUUUGUGUUAUAACUGAAAAUUUAGAAAUGUCCCUUUUAGAUAUUAUUGGGUUAGUGUUGUCCCAGUGAUUUCAUGUUGUUGAUUUGUUUGAAAAAUGCUUAUUUACUCUGCACCCUGUCAUAAUUUGGAUAUGUUCAUUCUUCAAGGAGAGAUGCUGAGUUAACACCAGGUCUCUUACAGAAGUGUGGGGGAAAGAUGGUAGUUGGCUCUGCACACUCAGAAGCUGCUUAAAUUAGGAAACCAUUGCCAGAAAAUAGGGAGCAGGAUGCCCAGAUGUCUUUUUACUUGGUACAAAUUACAUGGCAAUUUAAUUCUGUUGUACUGGUUCAAACUGCUGCUUAUUUAGUGGAAACAAAAGUUGACAAUUGUGAGUUGCAGUCAAGAAUCUACACAUUAGUUACUAUCCUGGUGCAAAUAAGGCAUUUACUAUUUGUACAUUAUCCAAUGACUUCUCUUUGCUUCGUACAGUCCACAGUUCACACCAACAUAAAUAAAAUGCUGGAGGAACUCAGCUGCCUGACCUGGAUGAAGGAUCUCAGCUUGAAAUGUUGACUGUUUAUUCCUGUUCAUUGAAGCUGUUUGACUUAGUUCCUCCAGCAUUUUGUGUAUUGAUCUGCUCAGGAUUUCCAGCAUUUGCAGAAUAUCUUGUCCACAAUUCACACCACCUUGAAGAGACUGCAAUUUUUUUUUCAGGAAUUUGGUGAAUUUCAGUUGUUAAUGAUAUAGUCAUAUAUUAUAUCUGUUGACGGUUUGUAAUUUGAUUCAUGAAGAGAUGUUAAACUGAAUCAAAUGAUCAAUUGUUCUAACCAUGUUUAUCAAAUUAUAGUUGAAGGAAUAAGGAUUUAUAAUUUUUAAUACACUGUCUCAAUUAUUAAUCAAAUGUAAAUCCCAAUGGAACUGAAAUAUAUAAGUUUUUGUUUUAUCUAUUGAAUCACGUUGUAUAUGGAUCCAUAGAUUUCAAGAGAUCUUGCUCUACUUUUUUUCCCCAUUUUCACUUGCCCAUAGAAUAGUUUUUCCCCCAAAUCUUUUUAUAAGUAAGACAUUUCAUUAUGCUUAAAUUGAAAAUUUUACUGAUGUCAUAUUUCAUUAUCGAACUUUAAAUCAUUUAAUGAGCGGGUGUGGGAGAGAGGCCCUCCAUUGGUCAGGGUUGACCAUGAAUUACUGCCUCCUAGCCGUCUAUCUGAGACUGUACACAAACCAGGGCAGUAUGGUAUCGAGAGCAAGCUGUUGCCCAUGGAGGUGAUGAAUCCAAAGGAACGGCAGAGACUGAUGCAGUUUAGCACCUGUGGCAUCACGAGUUGCCAUUCAGCAUUGAACUAAAUGUAGGAUUGCCUUAGGAACUCCAGGUCCCGAUUUUUCCUCACGGUUUACUCCUCAAGCCUUUCCCAUGAGUGGGUAUAAUGCAAGGCAGUGAAGGUUUGAGAUCAGAGUUUUCCUUUUCCUGGGUGAGCUGCAAAUCAUGGCUGAUGAGCCCCAUCUCCCAACGCAACUGGUUUUAAGGUGCUAGUUAACCCGCCUUUGUCCCUUGGCCUGUCAGUAGAAACUGUUCCACUGGGUUUAGUGGCUAAGCCUCACAUGAAGGCCAGGAGCUAGACCUGGUUGUCAACAGCCAUGACAACCAUAAGAAAUCCAGUCAUUUGAUUGGAACUCUUAAUUUUUACAUAGAUUUGAUAAUUGACCACCAACAAAUAAAGGAAAUUACUACAGAUUAUGGAAAUUUGAAACAUAAAGAUCCUGUAUAUAUUCGACUGUAAGAGAAAUGAAGGCAUUGUUUCAGGUCAACAGCCUUUCAGUAGAACUUUACUUUUUCCUUGGGUGAAAAGGCUAGGACCUGAAAUAUUAAUGCUCUUUGUCCUUCUCCACAGUUGCUGCUUGACAUACCGAUUAAUUCUGUAAUUUUCUUUUACAUUAAGAUAACUAGCUGAAAACUUGUUUACAUUAAAGUAUUGAUAUUUGAAUAAAUCAAACAGCUAAAACUCAUGUAAGGAUUUUAUUUUAGUUUUUCUCAGUUACUUAACCAUGCUAGUCAAAACAGUAGCCACAUUCUCAAAACAGCCCACAAUACACUUAACACAUUUUGCAAAACUUCCCAUUCUAACUGCUAAAUGGACUCAGCCAAUCAAAACAGUAAACACUUGCAGCAAAAAUGAAUAAUGAAAUGAAAUAAGCACACAGCAUUACAUCAGUAACACAUGUAGGCAAUCACUGGCGAGAUGCUAACCAUCCUGUCUGAGGCAUAACAUUAACAGUGUAGUCAGCUGUAUAGUAUGAUACUUGUUGAUUACUGUGUACAUAUAAUGCCAGAAAUCAGGAUAUUUAGUCCGUUAUUGUAAAAAUAAUGAUUAUAGUUCCAAUCAGGAGUAUGAACAUUGAAGGACAAAAGAAUGAGAUGCAAGAAUGAACAAACAUCUUCACUGCAUUCUCAGCAGUUUACUAUCUGUUGUUGCAUGAAAAGCAAAAACAAAAUUGCUCACACCUUUGCGGCAGGAGUGAGAGAUCUCUGAUAACAAAAAUGUAAAGCAAUAAUAAUCACCUUUGAUCUUUUGUGUCCCUAAUGUUGGACCACAUGUUUUCAUCAACAUUGCAUAGAAUGUGCUCCCUUAGCAAUGCAGCAGGGAAAACGCCUCCUGGAAUACCUAAUCCAGCCCUCGCAGUCUGACACGGUGAUUAUUGACAAACCGAAUAUCCAUCAGCAUUUGCUCAUUAGGAAGCUUGUUAUAGACCCUUCAUCUCCAGGAGGGAAAAAUCCUCAAAAGAAUGAUUGAGAAAUAGGAAGUAUGGUGGAAGGAUUUUGAUGGGUAUGUGUGGUUGUGCCUGAAACUAGUCUGUCACUGCAGAUGAGUGGUGGAAAGAUGCAGUGUCCCACAUGAUGAUGUAGUGUGGGGCUUUUGAUCCUGGCAUCUUCUUCUUCCUCGCACUCUAGUUGUCUAGAGCCCAUCAAGGAAUACGAUGAAGUGUGGGGUUGUACGUCACUCAGUCAUUGGGAUGUAUGCUUAAACACUGGUGUCAGAUAGGGCUGCACACAUGGUAAUGUUUGAACCUCUCUGGCAUGGUACCUAGACUGUUGCACCUUGCUCUACAACAUUCCUCCCUCGCCUCCUUGUCUUGGAUAUACUGAAGCCAGCUCCAUCAGUGUAGAUCAGUGGUUCCCAACCUUUUUUAUGCCAUGGACCCCUACCAUUAAUCGAGGGGUCUGUGUACCCCAGGUUGGGAACCCCUGAUGUAGGUUAAUUUAUGUGGUAACACAUUGGACUCCAGCUCCAUUACCCUCUGGAAAUCACAAUAAUGACAAUAGAGAAGACAAAGUCAGGAAGAGUUUUUGAUAAGGAACAGAGUAAUUUGCGAAGUCUACAUAUACAAUGUUGACAACUUGUAUAUCAAGAUUCUUCAGACCCGUAAUCUUGUCACUGAUUUUAAUAAAAGGGCACUCUGUAGAUCUGUUUCAUUUUGAUGUGGUUUCAACACCCUAUCAAUUGUUGAUGUAUUCUGAAUGGAUAUUUGAGAAUGUGGUACGAUCUGCAAUUACAGCUGUCUAUUCAUGCAAGCGUAUGGCAUUGUUCGCUAGAACCGUCUGAACGAUUGCUACCUCUUGUUCAGCAUUGAACACCUUGGCUCACCCACUAACUAGAUGUCUAUUUUCAGUUGAAUGAAAACACAAGUAUAUUUCCACUGAAAUACAUUUACUAUGGCACACUAUUUGUAGAGGGGAAAUUGCUGUUUCAUACAUGGUGUCAAACUUAGUUACAUAUCAUACAGGUGUAAAUUUGAUAUGUGGUGUCUUACCAAUUCUCAUUUCUGAAUGUCCAAAUAAUUGAUGCCACGCAUGAAUGUGACACAUCAGGCUGCACCCUUAGACCAGCCUCACACGUGCACAGGCCAUAGUUUAGGACAAUAGUUGCUGGUAUGUCACGAGAGACCUCUUCUUCACAGUCCCCUCCCAUCUCCUCUUUCAGCAUACAUCUGUACUCUUCCCAUUCCAUAUUAGGUGUGUGGAUGUUCUUUCCUUUUCAUUUUCUAUUUUCAAAUGAUGCUACACCACCAUAUUAUAGAAACAUAUAAAGUUAUGAAAGGGGUAGAUAAGAUAGAGGCAGGAAAGUUGUUUCCACUGGUAGGUGAGAGUAGAACUAGGGGACAUAGCCUCAAGAUUUGGUGGAGUAGAUUUAGGAUGGAGAUGAGAAGGAACUGCUUUUCCCAGAGAGUGGUGAAUCUAGAAUUUUCUGCCAAGUGAAGCCGUGGAGGCUACCUCAGUAAAUGUAUUUAAGUUGAGGUUGAAUAGAAUUUUGCAUAGUAGGAGAAUUUAAGAGUUAUGGAGAAAAGGCAGGUAAGUGGAGAGGAGUCCAUGGCCCGAUCAGCCUUGAUCUUAUUGAAUGGUGGAGCAGGCUCAAUGGGCCAAAUAGCCUACUCCUGCUCCUAUUUCUUAUGUUCUUACCACCAUCAAUUCUUGCCACCACUUUUAUGUGUGUCUGUAUCUGCUGAUUGGUGUAUCAAUAGAUCUGCAAUGAUUUCUUAAUUCCUUCCAAAAUGGAGUCACCUCUGAAUCAAUGAUUUGGGAUUGAUUGCUGCCAGCUUGGGCAUUUGAUAGUGUUUUGCUUGACCUGACACUAGUAAUUAAUUUAUGUUUCUUCUCAUGACUGCUGUGUCUAGUGUCUUGCAAAAAGUUUAUUAGCAAUUAAGAUGGGCAUACAUGCAAUGAGAAAUAGUUGUGCUGAGGUGAUUGCUGUUCUGCUCAUAUGGAGUUUAAAGUUGAUCACAUGCACUUCUGGCUUGAUCAAGGUGUCUAGACAAUUGAGAAACACUGUAAGUGGGUCCAUAUCAAACUAAAGGAGAGCUUCAUAUGGUUGACUUUCAUUGCAAAGGUUCCUAAUGCUUCAUCUGUCAUCAUGAAGUAAUUAUUAACAUAAUUAGAAUGUUAUAUCUUUAAAGUAUUUCUAAAACUCCCAUCAACUUGAAUUUUUUCUCAAUAAUAUCAUAUAGAUUUUAUGAAUAUUGGAUGUGACAAAGAGCUUUGAUUUUGAACCAGUACCGAUUUGACUUUCUGAAUUACAGUAACAUGGAAUUCCUUUAAUUGUACAGCUACCAGUGAGUUAGUUGCUGAAGUGUUUGUAGUGGAGAAGAUGAAAUGCGAGCAUCUUUUGAAGCGAAAGAAAUGGAUUUUUUCUUAAUAAUGGCGAGUUAAAUUUUUAUGAUGACGAGACUCUAAACAUUGCAGAUAUAAUCUCACUGAUAUAGAAUUGUAAUGAGAAUUUUGCAGCAGUUAUUUAAUUGCAGUGUUAGGGCACUCAUGAAAAACAUCAGUUACUCAAGUUACUCUAUGCCAUUUUAGAUUAAAUUAUGAUGCUUUUUGUUGUUCUGUGCUGUGAGGGAUGAUGUAUAGGAGAGAAAACUGACAAAAUAGAUUUAAUGAUUCCACGAUUGCAGUAUUGUGCUUAAUUAUUGGUGGAGAAAAACUUUUAGUUUGUAUAGGGAGGAUAGCUAAAUAUUCAUGUACUAUCUAAAAUACAUGAAUUACUCUAGAAAAAUUGUAAGUACUGUAUUAUGUAUUAGAAAAAUCAGCUGAAUCAAUCGAUAUAAUGCAACAAUUUACCUACCCCCCCAGCUUAUUCAUUUGCACAUGCAUGAUCAUGUGCUUUUUGAAUUAGUUUAAAAUUGAAGGUUUAUUUGCACCCAAAACAGUGAAUGUGAUUAAACAAUCAUUUUUAGCUUAUACUGGACAAAAUGCAUGAAAUGCACUUCCUUUGAUUUAGAAUUACACUGGACAACUUUCAGAUUUUCUGAUUCUUAAUCUUUAUAAAUAUUUUGGUUAUUUUAAUACACUGAUCUUCACAAACUAAUUGCAUUUAUAAAGCACACAGUUGAGUUGUAUUGUUCAGAACACAUUAAUGCUCACUGGUUCAUUAAAUAACAGGGUAAUAGAUCAAAUAAUUUGCUAUGGUACAUUUUAGUUGUGCAUGUACCCUCUGCUGGUUACUGGUAGUACUACAUGUCUUAUGACUGAAGUGCAUUUCAUUGUGGGCCAUUGUAAGGUUUUGUAUCUCAAACCACUGGAAGAGAAAUGUGUAAAUAAAUGCUUUCUUAAGUAGUUAUUUUAUUAUCGAGCAAUUUGUAAGAGUAAUUACUCAAAUUGGAAAACAAAUUGCAGAUAAUAAGCACAUUUUAGUUUUAGUCUUGAUUGUUUCAUUUACUACCUCUUUGAACUAUAUACUUAAAAAUACUGCACUCUGACAUGAUCUUGGCCAAUUACAUAUCAUUCCAAGUAGUUUGUAUUCCAUAGUGAAAAUACAGCCACAAAUUGCUUCUCUUUUUUAAAAAAAAAACUAUAGUUGAAAAUUCUUUGUUUUAACUAUUCUUUGUGAAUAAAAUGCUAUUGAUUUUUUACCACAUUUUUAUGAAAAAAUUGUAAAGAAUAGGCACAAUUAUCAGUAUUUUCUUACCACUAUACAAUGUACGUUUAUAUGAUCACACUAAAGAGAAACUUUACAAUGUAGAAUUGAAGAUUGUAGCCUCAUGCUUAAUAUAUUUGUAUUGACUGGAGAAAGUAGAGGCUUCAAUUUUUGUAGUUAUUGUGAAGUCUGAUUUCCUGUGCUAUAGAAAGCAUUGUGGUACUUUUUUUUAAAAAAAAUUGCUUUUCCUUGGAUUAUAAGACAAUAGAUAAUCGUAUGUUUUAUGCAAUUCAUGAAUUUCUUUACAUACUUUGAAUGAUUCCAAAAUCAUUGAAUGACACAACUGAGCAAGUUAAAAAUUAAUAAAUUGUAAGAGAUAAGGAAAGGACUUGUGUUACUGAUAGGUACUUGUACAAACUUGGAUUUGCAGAGUUUGACAAUUUUUAAUUUUUUAUGAUCAGUAUUUUAAAUCUUGAAAUUACUUGUAAACUGUGCUAGAAGACUAUUCCUUAAUCCAAAUAAUAAAUGAGAUAUUGCACUUUAAUUCCCUGUGCUAAACUUUUCACAUAGCAUUGACUUGGUACCAAAUGCAUUCUGUGGAAGUGGGAACAGAAAACUUGGCAUGCAUAUUGUUGAAUAUAACAAUAAAAAUGAUGA